This is a messenger RNA of Theileria annulata, 1572 nucleotides long. RefSeq lists its product as uncharacterized. The transcript has 6 exons. The coding region runs from base 1 to 1572 and encodes 523 amino acids. Lineage: Eukaryota; Apicomplexa; Aconoidasida; Piroplasmida; Theileriidae. The record is from RefSeq and is a predicted model, not a curated record.
AUGGCCGUAGAUAACAUGCUAACCUCACCGCUCCUGGAUGAAGAUUCCUCUUCAUAUUCCGAUUCGUUCUCAUCCAGUAACAUAUCGCAAACAGACCGACUCCUUCUGUCAGUUGAUGAUUCCAUUGAAUCGUUAAUCGAUCAUGGUCGCUCCGAAUUAAAUAAUGUAGAUACCACAACAAUUUGUAAAAAUUAUUUCUAUGGACAACUAGCAAACGUAAUGAAAUCAGCAGUUUGGUGGAGUAUGAUUGGAGUCCUGAUUAAAAAUUUCAGCUCCUCAUAUUAUGGAUUAUCAAUUACACGCUCAAUUUUCAACUUGGCAUUGGUGAUGGGAUCGUUCGUAUCGAAUUUGAUUGCAGAAGUUGUUAAUAUUAGGAAACUGCUCUGUUUUACAACUUUGUGCAGGUUGAUGAUAUGGUCAGUUCUAGUUCCAUUGUUCUACACACUGUCAUAUUUUUAUGACAAGAUGAAUUACUACUGGGUAUUCUUUGUCGGCUUGAUGCUGGUUGAUGGGUUCCACAUAUCACUGUCCAACACAGUUGAUUUGGACUAUGAAGGGAUUGACAGGAUGUCACACCAGUACAACAUACUGAUCCCAGAUAAUUUACACCAGUACAUGAACAACGUUUACCAGCUAGUGUUUGACUUUUCAUUCAUCUUCAUAUCAGUCCCAAUCUCAAUUAUAAUACUUUUAAUAGAUAAAUUCACCAAUUUUGACAAUAAAUUUAUACUAUUGUUUGUGUUUAACAUGACGUUUCUGGUUUUAUCGCUGGCUUCCCUGUCCUUUUAUAUCUUUGGGAUGCCAAUUAUAAGGUCGACGAACUACCUGGCGUACUCCAGGAAUAUCAACCUGACGUUCCUCACAGUCAUGGACGAGUUCUGCAAUAAGCUGAGGCACGUUAGAGAUGGAUUCAGAAUAAUCUACUCGAGGCAGUAUUUGUUCAGGAACCUGCUCUACUUCUCGUUUGAAACGUCUUACGAAAAUUCUAUUUUUCUCCUUAUCAUACCACUGAUAUGCUACGAUAACUUGUGGUUCGCUGACUUGGACGUCUGCGGGAUGAACCUGUUCGCAGUGUGCCUGAUAUCAAUGUGUAAGCUGGGAACUAGCAUAUACGGGAUCUACGUGACGUACAAAAUCAAAAACAACUCAAACCACAACCUGUAUAUUUCAAGGAAGAAUACUAUUCUAAGAUGUUUGUUCUUCAGUAGCUUGAGCAUACUGUUAUUGCCUGCAGUUGUGUUGGUUCGAAGGUACUGUCCCAUCAAGUGGGCGUCGCUGUUUGUGAUGGUGCUUGGGUUAUUUCUGUUCUUCACCUUCACCACCCUUCCCAAGAUCAACUACUCCUCGAUACUCCAGUACAACAUUUCUAACCACCCCCUGUCCUACAAGCUGUUUGAUUUCGUCGGGACCUUCAUUACUCUGGUUGACGCUCUGGUCAUAUUCUCUCUCUCCUACGUCUUCAGGCUUCCGAACGGCGAGGUCACCUUCAGUCACGUGCUCACCUACACUGGUGUGAUAUACGUAGUGUAUACAGUGAUACAAAUAACAUUAGAAGUUUUUAAGCCACUUUAA